AUGGCAUCCAAGUUCUUUGUACUUAUUUCGGCCCUCGUGGUUGCGGCGCAAUGUUCAGUGGUAAAAGUGGACAAUGACGUCUCUAACUUUUCAUACGAUGUCGCCGAUCCCAACACCGGUGACUACAAGAGUCAAGUUGAAACUCGCUCCGGUGGGGUUGUGAAGGGACAGUAUUCCCUGGUGGACCCCGACGGUACUAGACGUGUAGUAGACUAUACAGCUGACGAUGUGAACGGAUUCAACGCGGUUGUGCGUAAAGACCCACUGGUAGCCGCUGCUCCUGUUGUUGUGCCUUCCGUUGUUAAGUCUCCAGUUGUCUACUCUUCUGCAUCCCCUGCAGUUAUCUCUCGUUCGUACGCUGUACCAUCGGUAUACUCCGCUCCUUCAUUAUACCCAGUACAAUCAUUAUACCCUGGAUCUGUUUAUCCUGUGUCAUCAAGCUAUGGCCGUUUUGCAUCUCCCAUUUACUCUCCUUAUGGUUAUAGAGCUGUACAACUUAACCAGUGGUAA
Molecule: messenger RNA, 510 nt
Organism: Danaus chrysippus (African queen)
Lineage: Eukaryota; Metazoa; Arthropoda; Insecta; Lepidoptera; Nymphalidae
Source: the annotation of a GenBank genome assembly